Molecule: messenger RNA, 1092 nt
Organism: Suillus subaureus
Lineage: Eukaryota; Fungi; Basidiomycota; Agaricomycetes; Boletales; Suillaceae
Exons: 6
Molecular function (GO): protein binding
Source: RefSeq, a predicted model, not a curated record
GAUGAUUUACAAAUUCGACGCGUCGACGCUGAAGACUGUCGGUCCUCCCUUUGAAGGGCACACCAGACUUGUCACCGGCCUAGCACUCUCAUUUGAUGGCACUCUCCUCGCUAGCGCUUCCAGGGACGACAACACCAUCAAGCUCUGGGCUUUCGAGUCCCGCCAGCUCCUCGCUUCAUUCCACGUUCAGGAACCACACUCUAUCAUCCUCUCACCUGACUCGCAUCAACUGGCUUACACGACUUGGUGUGACACAAAGUCCAGGAUUUACAUAUGCGACACUCCACCUGACAUCCUUGCUAGUGUAUGGCCUACACAAGAAGCACAGCCCGAUAUCAAUACACCUCGCAAUCCGCGCUGCGCCGUACGCCGUGACCCCAUCAAAUCUCCCAUCCGCAUCCCACCAAAACCUCUUCCUACAAUAGACCCACAGCAACCCUCUUUCCUUCGUUACCUUCGCAAACUUCUUCCUUCAUUCUCCGACGCAGUUCGUCCUAUUCGGAACGGCGAGCCUCGUGAUCCACUGGACUUCCCUGCUACGUCGCCCCUACCUCCAAAUCGUUUUCCUCCAACGCAGGCCACAACUAAGUCUCGAUCUGCACGACUACUGCCUGCCUCCCAAUCCUCUACUGCUACUCCCACUACCUUCAUAUCCCGCAUACGCUCAGCCCGGUUACCUAUCGUUGACGCUCCUCUCGCGCAGGGUAAAGAGCGCAACGCUGCAGCCGGUGCUCCCCCUAAGGACGAUGAUGAUUUGAUCCGUGAUGAAGACUAUGUCUCUCCUCCUCCUUCACCGACCCCCGGUUCGCAGCCACGAUCCGCAGCAAGGCCAAUUAAUGUUACCUUUGGAGAACAUGGAAGCGGCCGCUCGUGUUUCUGCUUUUAGCGUUGUUUCGAGAACAUUCCUCGUAUAUGUCGUUUUUGCUUGUUGUAACUCGUCACAUGCGUUCUCCUAUUAACACUUAGCUCAAAUGGUCAAUGAACCCUUUGGAGUAUUCACUUAAAUUCUGCUAGAUUUAUACAAGGCUACAUAUAAUUCCUCAAAUCGCUCGAGCAGAUUAUGUGCGUGUUUCAAAACACCAAUAAGCAGCG